GGCUUGUUCAGUGUGUUAACUGCGACAGCAGGACCGUCUUGUCACGCCUGUCUUGCCCCAUCUGUAGCUCUUUUCUUCGUUCAAUCGCCCUUGCUCAGCAGCACAGUAUAGAGCCAGCCCAAUAUGGCUUCUGGAUACGAUCGAGCCCUGUCCGUCUUCAGUCCGGACGGGCAUGUUUUUCAAGUCGAAUAUGCGCUUGAGGCUGUAAAACGAGGCACAUGCGCCGUCGGCGUCAAAGGAGCUGAGAUUGUCGUCUUGGGCUGCGAAAAGCGCUCUGCGAUGAAGCUGCAAGAUACACGCAUCACACCUUCCAAGAUCUGCCUCGUUGACAACCAUGUCGCUCUUGCCUUCGCUGGCCUCAAUGCUGACGCACGCAUUCUCGUCGACAAAGCUCGCGUAGAAGCUCAAUCACAUCGUCUGACGGUUGAAGAUCCAGUCAGCAUUGAGUACAUCACCAAAUAUAUUGCGGGCGUGCAGCAACGGUACACUCAGAGCGGUGGUGUCAGACCAUUCGGUAUUAGUACACUGGUCGUGGGCUUUGAUCCGAAAGACAAUGUUCCCAAGCUCUACCAGACAGAGCCGAGCGGAAUUUACAGCGCGUGGAAAGCCAAUGCCAUCGGUCGUUCCGCGAAGACGGUCCGCGAGUUUCUGGAGCGCAACCAUCAGCCAUCCAUGUCCCGCGAGGACACAAUCAAACUUACUGUCAAGUCCUUACUUGAAGUCGUUCAGACGGGCGCCAAGAACAUCGAAAUUGCUGUUAUGACGCCGGGCAAGCCGCUAGAAAUGCUGGACACGGCGGAGAUUGAGAAGUAUGUCGAGAGCAUCAACACAGAAAAGCAGGAAGAGGCCGAGAAAAAGAGGCCUGGUGGUGGAGCGGCUGGGGGUUCCAGCGGCAGCAGAACAAUACCAAGUCGACCGGCCGAGGGGUCUAGUGGCGACUAGAGAAGAUAAGAGAGAAUAGACUGGGGGAUUUCAGCCAAAUAGCAUGGAAGCGUGGCGUUUCUAAGGGGAUCUUUGGAAGAGUGCCGGAGAUCUUUAUUGGGCAUGUGUAUCAUUACAUACCGGCACAAUGGGAAUGCCAGAGUUCAAGCAGUAUCUUGAUUCAAAUCAAGAUUACACUAUGCUUCCAACAGCGGAACAAUAUUCCAAAAGUUUGGACUACGGUGCGGAAAUAUUGUAAAGGAAUAUCAAUCGUCAGCACGGCGCCCAAUAUAUGCUGUUGAGCCGGUAAGAGGGUUUGACUCGCCACCUAGAAUCAUGGUUCCAAACUCGUUACGACGACAAGCGAAG
This is a messenger RNA of Verruconis gallopava, 1290 nucleotides long. Its product is annotated as proteasome subunit alpha type-4. NCBI's taxonomy places the organism in Eukaryota, Fungi, Ascomycota, Dothideomycetes, Venturiales, Sympoventuriaceae. The record is from RefSeq and is a predicted model, not a curated record. Gene Ontology annotation, cellular component: proteasome core complex; nucleus; proteasome core complex, alpha-subunit complex. Gene Ontology annotation, biological process: ubiquitin-dependent protein catabolic process. The transcript is spliced from 4 exons. The coding region runs from base 124 to 942 and encodes 272 amino acids.